AUGCCACCACCCAACUCAACAGCUCCAAGUCCCUCAUUCUCGCCGCAGACGACGGGUCGCUACCUUCACCAACUCGACUUCAUCUCCAGCCCUGUCCCAGACUUGGCUGCGACUUUGACAACGCCAGCUGAUGCACUUCCAAGCAACGGUACAAUAAGCUCUCUGCGAACCCGAUUGCAAGGGGCUACAGCGUUAUCGCUCUACCAGGAACAGUCUGUCGGUGAGGAGCCUGAAGACAACAGUCAGUGGAGGGGUGCGGACAAUAGACUUGCUGCCUUACUACGAGAGCCCGGCUUUGACGUCGGGAUGAGUCGAAGAAUACCCAUAUUACGAGAAGAUGAAGGCACACGCUAUGCCAACCGCGUGCCUCAACGACAGUCUUUGUAUGACUGGGCUCCGGGAUCAGACGACGAAGAUUUAUACCAUGAAUUGCUGUCUCGCGCAAAUGUCCCCACCUUUGCGCAAUCAGUCCGGCCGCAAAGCAGACAGCUGAAUUUGGAAAGCCUCAGGAAUUCUCACAGCAGAUCAAGAACACAUCCUCGGGACGAAGCGGCUCCCAGACCACCCUCCUGGGCGGAAACUGCUCGCAGAGGCUACUCUCCGCCUCGAGGAGACCCUUCGAUCGCUACCGCGGCUCUGCUCCAGUCCAUUGAGCAACAUCGGCGUUUCAACGCACGCGCAAGAUCAACGUUGCAAAGCUACAUACUCGACAGAGAUCGUCGAGACAAUGACCUCACAUCAAGCGCGUCCACGUGGGCUCGUCUUCAUCGUCCUGACCAGCAAACCCCUGGCUCUCCCUAUCCCGCAAUGCGAAACCUAGCUUCUCAAGCCGACCUGAGGAAUGCUUAUCGCCAGCUCUUUUUGGAGAAUAGUUCUCUUGCAAGACUAAAGAAUAGCAUUCGCUACCUGUCGAAGCUGCGUCGCUGUGAAACACUAGAAGAAGGCUUGACACUAGCCACCGAUCUAGCCAUCGACGAUGCAUGCAGGGCUAGACAAAACCGAGUUUCUGAAUGCUUCGCCAAACUGUCCGACCUGAUCGUCGACACCUCGUCUUUACCUGUUGUGGCAGAAUGCUCCUGGCUCACACCAGGAACUGUCUUCACCGGCAGCCAGCACACUUCCCGUGACCACCAGCCAGCAAUCCUCAGCCGAAACCCACAUCACGACCGUGACCCCUUCUUCCGACCAGACCACUACCAUCAAGACCCUAGUCUAGCCCUCCACGACCGACAAGGUCGCCGAUCCCAUACCCGCCUCAGCACAAACAGCUACCGCGAUCGUCUGCCUGUUCCUGUUUCAGAAACGAGCAUAAUCGUGCAACACGGCUCCCCGGCCACGUCCCACCCGCCAUCAAUCAAUCAUGACCAAUCCCAUAUUCAUCUGCCGUGUGCCCCAUCCGACAACUGGCCCGUCAAAAUAACCCUUCACGACAUCGACCACACUACCCAAACCCUCUCCGGAACAAUGUCCGCAACCCAGAUCCCGAGUAAAAUCUCACCCUCCUCCUCUUCUACUUCUACUACCCAGCCCUCGCAGGGACAUGCAAGUAGUAUGCGCUCCUUCUUUGAGGGUGAGAUCAUCGAUUUCAAAAUCCAUUCGUUGGAGACGGAGAAUUUCUGCACGGGCCAGAGUGGAGAGGCAGAGGAUGGAUGCGGUGGAGGCGGUGUGAGUAUAGAUGCACGAUACUGGCGUGGUGUCGGCCCCUUCCGAGAACUCCUCGAAAAAGAAAAGGGCAAGAGAGACCAAAGUGGUGGUGCUGGUAUAGCUCGGAGCAAACGCGCCGGUAAAUACCCAAGCCGCCACCUGCGUAUCAACGAGGACGGGGAUGACAAUGACGAAGAUGUUGAUGAAGAUGAGAUAGAAGUUGAUGAAGAUGCAGUGGAAGACGCACUCGGAGGCGAAGACAUCAUAGCCUCCCACCUAUGCAGUCGCUCUUGGAUUGAGAACGUCUUGUUGAAGGAGUGGGUGCUGAUGCGGUGGAAGGAGCGGUGUUUUAUCACGGACCGCCAACCAGCCAAAGGCGAGGCAGAGGACAGAGGCGCAGCCGAGGAAGCACAAGGUGGAAACCCAGCUCAACCCCAAGACAGGUAUGAGAGCCGCGAGACUGGGCAACCAGUGGCACGAGAUUCGAUCAGUAUUACCAGUAGUGAUCCAACGACAUACGGCCUCACCAUCUCGGGCUUCUACUAUGUCGCUUUACGCCGCCAGACGGGCGAGAUCGAGGGCUUGUAUUACGAUCCCGGGAGUCUGCCUUUUCAGGUCUUGGAAUUGAGGCCGCAGGUUCAAGGGCAGGGCGGGUGUGCUGGUGGCGGCGGCGGCGGCGGAGGAGGUGGGGUGGGUAUCAAGACGAGGUGGCCGGCUUUGGGAUUUCGAUGA
Molecule: messenger RNA, 2376 nt
Organism: Endocarpon pusillum Z07020
Lineage: Eukaryota; Fungi; Ascomycota; Eurotiomycetes; Verrucariales; Verrucariaceae
Exons: 2
Coding region: 1-2376 (791 amino acids)
Biological process (GO): negative regulation of gluconeogenesis; proteasome-mediated ubiquitin-dependent protein catabolic process; protein catabolic process in the vacuole
Cellular component (GO): GID complex; extrinsic component of membrane
Source: RefSeq, a predicted model, not a curated record